AUGGGUCCAACUGGACAGCUCAAUCCCCACGAACGGGCCCCGGCAGCUAUCCGCGAGCUGUACAACGAAUGUCGCCGCCUGAGCCCCUCCCAGAUCGAUUCGCACCCGCGGAUCCUAGAUUUCAAAGGACUGGACGAGGACCAUUUGCCCAACGGAGUCAUUCUAGAGAAACGAAUCCCCAAAAGCACCCUUGAGUCCGCGUCUCCAGAUCAUCUCGUCCCUGUUGCCGCCCGCGUCCAGGUCGAACUCUUUUCCCGUUUGCUCCAUCGCGAUCUCUCGGAUGAGAGCCACCAGACGAACUUGCAUUUACAUUAUAAUGUCUCGUAUCCGGCCGUGGCGUGCUGUCCGUUUGAAACAGAGCGAGCAACAGAGAAUUUACAGCAGAAGAUACCUGGGACGGGAAAGCCGUCAUUCUUCCAGGAUGACCCUACUCGGCUACUCUCCCCAAAGGAUCCCUCAAUACAUCGCCCGUUGUCGAUCCAGGCUGCUCUCAAUAGUAAAUUACGCUGGAUGACUCUUGGUGGCCAGUACAAUUGGACGUCCAAAGAGUAUCCCCCAGGACCUCCGCCUCCCUUCCCUUCAGACAUAGGUAUCCUCCUCCACAGUAUUUUUCAGGAGACAACUGCAGAGGCCGCCAUUGUAAAUCUCUAUUCGCCCGGAGACACCCUUUAUCCUCAUAGAGACGUAAGCGAGGAGUGUGACCAAGGACUGAUCAGUAUCAGCCUAGGCUGCGACGGAUUAUUCCUCGUGGGGCAUGAGAACGAGGAAUGUACCGUGCUCAGACUCCGAUCUGGAGAUGCUGUGUACAUGAGCGGUGCAUCUAGAUUCGCUUGGCACGCUGUUCCAAAGAUCAUCCCGGCGACUUGUCCGGAAUCUCUGGAAGCAUGGCCUGGCGGUGGUCGCAGCGAUGGCGACGGUGAUGCUUUGGAUCAUUGGCGGGGCUGGAUGGCGGGGAAGCGGAUCAAUCUUAAUGUUCGACAAAUGUUCAAGGACGCCGGCACAGACCGCAAAGACGACUGCCAUGCCAGUGGUUGA
This is a messenger RNA of Uncinocarpus reesii 1704, 1035 nucleotides long. RefSeq lists its product as uncharacterized. Bases 1 to 1035 code for a protein of 344 amino acids. The transcript has 2 exons. Gene Ontology annotation, cellular component: nucleus; cytoplasm. Lineage: Eukaryota; Fungi; Ascomycota; Eurotiomycetes; Onygenales; Onygenaceae. The record is from RefSeq and is a predicted model, not a curated record.